Molecule: messenger RNA, 2542 nt
Organism: Trichomycterus rosablanca
Lineage: Eukaryota; Metazoa; Chordata; Actinopteri; Siluriformes; Trichomycteridae
Exons: 7
Coding region: 876-2132 (418 amino acids)
Biological process (GO): membrane organization
Cellular component (GO): membrane
Molecular function (GO): ATPase activator activity
Source: RefSeq, a predicted model, not a curated record
AGUGCGCACGGCUGACCAGAAGGAUGGAAUAGCGUUACCGUUUCGAAGAUAAACAAGCUUUCUCCGGGAGCCCCUGUGAAUAUAACGAGGCCGGCGAAGGAGUCCAAGCUGUUUGAUGACUGAAAUACACGAUGGAGUAGUGCAGUUGUUGAACUUCCUCAGCUGGUCAACGGAAUAGUUCAACAUCGUGCCGAUCCCAGGAAAACUCACCCACCGUUCACCACCGGCCGCAGACGCGAUGUAGAGUAGAAAGAACAAAAAGUAUCAAAAGCACAAAUAAAAGUAUCAAAAGUAACAUAAAAGAAAUAGAUCCACAAGGUGUGUAAAAAGAUGAAAACGAAAAACGAUAAAAAUACAAUAAAAUACGGUAAAAUACGGUAACGGUAGCGGCAGCCAAAUGCGCCAGCGUCCACCAUCACCAUGGCAACUCGAAGUAAGUGAGUACUUGUCUUGUGUUUGGGUCAUUUGGGCUUCAUAAUGGCUCAUUCAUUGUUCCUCCACAUUUCUAAACAUGAAAACCAAUUUAAAAAUGUGGUCACCUUAAUCCAUGCACAGCCAGUGUUACGUGUACCCCCAAACUGAGAAGCACUGCUCUACAAACUCUUUUCAGCUGGCACACACUAAACCUCACUGAAGUAUAAAACUGAAUAAAUACUGACAAUAAAGAACCCCCAUAAUAAGUUCCACUUAUUUGAAAAACAUAGAUAUUGGCACGUUGGAUCGGUUUGAAUGACUGAAACAUUUUAAUGUAAUGGUAAUGCUACCAUAUUCGCCCCGUCUACACCAUACCGGAUGACGUCACUGCCUGUCCCUCUUCCUGUAAGGUAAAAGCGAAAGUAAACCUGGCUAAGCUCAAUAUCGUGAAGGAAAAGACAAUGGCAGCUGGACGCAUCAUGGAAGUAAAUGGUGAUAAUUAUGGUGAAGAUACUAACCAGCCUGAUGUAACUCUAUGCCCUCCUCUAAAGAAAAACAAUGGUGAAGAUACUAACCAGCCUGAUGGCAUCGCAACUGCGUGCUCUCUAGAGAAAAACAAAUGCAAGGAUAAAAUCAAUAUGGAUGCAGAAAAGCUUCCUGGGAGUAGCCCAAAAGCAAGGAAGGGGACAAAAGCACAUCUUGGUGAAGGUGAAGAUCACAUAUAUAAACAAAUAGAGAAAAGCCAAGAGUCUGGUGAUAAAAUGGAAAAUAUCAUGAACUCAAAUGAGGACAAAGAAGCAGAGAAGAAAGACUCCAUUAGUAAAUCAGAGAGUCCAGCUUCUGGUGAUAAGAGGCAGAAGUGCUGUGACCCCGGUUCUGAAACAGAGAAAGUCUCCAGUCAAAAAACAGAGGAAGGCCCAGUGUCUGGUACAUAUCAAGAUCUGAUCAUAGGUAUACACUAUAUUGUUCCCGCAAUAUUUGCUAUAAUAAUUGCUUUGGUAUGUUAUUAUGUGUGCACCAAGUCACCUUCUUUGCAAAAAGAUUAUAACCUGCUGCAAGUAUUUAGUCAUAAAAUGGAAAAGGUUCAAUCCAGCUUUCCCAGCCAACGACAUGAGCUCUGGAAGAGAACCAAUAUUCAUCUUAAGCGGCACCUUAAUUUAACCAAUCCACUGGAGCCAGUGAGCCUCAUCCUUACCUCGGGUCAGGGUGCUGAGAAGACUCUGGGCUGUCUGGCUCAGAAUUUAGCAACAGUGUUUUCUGCUGCUCUCAACUCCUCAGUCCUGGGCAUUGAUGGAAACAGCAAAACAGCACAAGACAGUGAUCAGGUGAAGCUGAGUGUUGAUGAUGAAUUGAAAAAGGCAUUUGAGGGUGAAGUACGAGCUGCUGUUAUUAACCAUUUUGAAGAGUUUCCUCCUGGAUCCACACUUAUCUUCUACCGCUACUGUGAUCAUGAAAACGCUGCCUAUAAGAAAGUCUUCCUUGUUUUUACUGUGAUGCUCCCUGUGACUGAAGUCAACUCAGAACUUAGUCUACGUGAAGUGGAGGAGCAGGUACAAGAAUAUUUAAAGGAAAGGUUUGUCUCCUCUGCCAGGACAGCCACAUUUAAUGACAUGGAUGUGGACAAGCUAAGUGGGCUAUGGAGUAGAAUCUCACAUCUCAUUUUGCCAGUGGCAGCAGAGCAGAACAUUGAACAGAAAGGCUGUAUGAACUUGAAAUGAACUUGAGGCUGUAUAUUAUAGUUCUUCUUACAGGGAUCAUCACUAACUGACAGUUUCCACUUGGGAGCUACAUCUCAAAAUGCUUUUACAUAAGCAUAUUUAAUAAUGUGUGGAAACACAAUGCUGUAGAUGCACAUUAUUCACUGAAAAUGGUGUAGUCAGUCUUUAAUCAUAUCAUGAUGUAGAUUAAGGUGGUGGUAUGAUACAGUACAUUUGAAAUGAAGGGAAUUAUAAUUUUAUAUUUAAACCACUGCCUGUUUAAAAAAUACCUAUUUAUUGGUUUAUUUUUAAAUGAUUUUAAAGGUUGAUUACGCAUUGCAUAAUUUUCUGUUACUUUCUUAAAAUUGUCUGUAGCCUUGCUGAUUUUACACAUCUGUGCCUUUUAGUCUUAAAUAAAAAAGGAAAACAAA